AACUCAAUAAUCAAAUUUAUGAGACCUGAAAUUGAGGUUACGGGUCAGAUUGGAUCAUAAACUCCAAAACUAGGGUUUCAAACUUGGGGCAUUUUCUCAAUUGGCACAUAUGGCAUCAACAUCAGGGAAACCUGAAACACCUUAUGAGCGAAAAUCAGAAAUGAGGCAAACUGUUGACAACCAGGCGGGUGCAGCAGAUUCAUCAGAUCAUCAGGCGCGAAAGAAGACGAGGAUGGUAGAGCUAAAGAAUGCGACACUGCCGGAAGAAUUAAUCCAAUCAGAAAUAUUCCCUCGACUAGCAGCAAAAUACAUUCUUCGAUGUCGCCUGGUUUGUAAGUCCUGGAAUUCUCUGUUAUCCACCCCUGCUUUCGUUAAUUCCCACCUCACUUAUCAACUCCACAACAACUCUGACGAAAAUGAUCGCAUUAUAGCAAGAACAAUGUAUGGUUUUUACGAGCAAGUGGACAUUAACUCUCACACCGAUUCGAUUCGUGUCCGCACAGUGCCUUGCGCUUCCAACACCUUGUUCGGUUCAAUUGAUGGUUUAAUUGCAAUGGUUUCUACGCAGGGGAAAAGAUUGUGUUUAUGGAACCUGGCUAUUGGGCAAAUUAAGUUGUUUGAUUUUCCCCCACUUGAUGGUCACUAUGCCGGAGGAUUUUGUUGGGAUCAUGUGCACAAUGAUUACAAGGUCUUGAUGUUCUGCUAUGAUCCGAUGUUAUCUCCCGCUAGACGAAUUUGUAUGUACUCAACAAAUUCGGCUACUUGGGCUUCCUUGUGCAUCCCUCAAAAUCUCGUGUUUCCGUCGAUGUCACCAUGUCCCUCUACCAUUGUCAAGGGAACGCCUUACUGGACUACUUAUCUUAAACCCCUGACUUUGCCUGGACAGAAGUGUAGCAUUUUGAAGUUUGUGCCUGAAAUCAAUGAGUUGAGGAUCCUUCCUGAUUUUGAUCCCCUCAAAUUUCGUGUAAACAUUUUCGAUAUAGCUAACAUCAAGGAUUGUCUUGUUGGAAUGGCGUAUAAAUUAAAUGAACACGGAGGGACUAAUACUAUGGUGGAUAUGUAUUGUUUGGACGACGAGGAUUCCAAUAGCGGUAUUUGGAGUAAGAUGUAUAGUAUCGGACCUGUAUACUUGGACUCCCAUCAAUGGCCAUCACAGGCUUUUAGGAAUGGUGGUGAAAUAUUGAUCCGGGGACCAUCUGAUCCAUUUGCUUUCUACGAUCCCGAAACCAAAGAAAUUAAGAGGAUUGCUGGGACGACUAGCCCUAGCACUUCUUUAACAGAUUUGGGUAGACAGUGUUACAGUUAUACGCCUAGUCUGGUCCGUGUUCGAGGAAUGGAGUCCUUGCAGAAUUUUUCUACAAAGGGAGAACUCAAGCCAGUCGCUUUCUUUACCCGUAAUUUUCCCUAAAUUUUUUAGAUAUGGAUUCUAGUUAGUUGUUUGCUUCUCACAGCUGUUCUGCUGAACUGGUGUCAGACUGUUUGACUUAACUUAGAAGAAAUAAGAAGCGGUAUCGGGUUCGGGGCUUCUAGACGCUAAAGCGGUAUCAGGUCGGAGAAGUUAAUUAUAAGUGAGAAAUAACGUUUACUGUAUGUAUUUGAAAAUAACGUUUACUGUUGUUUGUCCGUAAAGUGCCUUGCGGUUGUGACCCCUUGUUUGGUUCAAUUAAUGGUUUAAUUGUAAUGGCUUCUCCACGGGGAAGAAGAUUUUGUUUAUGGAACCCGGCUAUGGGGCAAGUUAAGUUGUUUGAUUUUCAACCUAAUAUUCGUCUAAUUAAGAAUGAUUAUGGUGACUGUGGGAGGAUUUUGUUGGGAUCAUGUGCAGAAUGAUUACAAGGCCUUGCUGUUCUGCUAUGAUUCCAUGUCAUCUCUCGCUAGACAAAUUUGUAUUUACUCUACGAAUUCGGCUACUUGGACUUCGAUGUGUAUCCCUCAAAAUCUCAUGUUGCCAGGACUAGAUGAUUGUUGGUGGAUGUCACCAUGUAACUCUACCAUUAUCAAGGGAGCCCCUUACUGGACUUAUUCUAAAUCCUUGACUUUGCCUGGAAAGAAGCGCAAACGUAAGUUCUUCUGUACCUUCAAAUUUGUGCCUGAAAUUAACGAGUUGAGGAUCCUUCCUGAAUUAGAUUCCCUCAAAUGUCGCGGAAACAAUUUUUAUAUAGUAAACAUCAAGGAUUGUCUUGUUGGGAUGACAUAUAAAUUAGGAAGACGUGGAGGGACGACUAUGGUAGAUAUGUAUUGUUUGGACGACGAGGAAUCCGGUAGUGGUGUUUGGAUUAAGAUGUACAGCAUAGGAUCUGUGUAUAUCGACUACUAUCAAAGGCUGUUGCACGCUUUUAGGAAUGGUGGUGAAAUAUUGAUCCAGGAACAUUCUGGCACAUUUGCUUUCUCUGAUCCCAAAACCAAAGAAAUUAAGAGUAUUUCCGGGACGACAAGCACUAGCAUUUUCUUGGUUCGACAUCGUUACAGUUAUACGCCUAGUUUGGUCCGUGUUCGUGGAAUGUAGUCCAUGCAGAACUUUUCUGCAAAGGGAGAACUUAAGGAAUUCGCUUUGUAACUAUUGCCUACUUAUGGGAACGUUUGGAUUAACUCAAAAGAAGUGCUUAUUGCUUAUAUGCUAGAUACAGGCCUGGAAAGUGAAAAGAUGAGUAUUGUUCGUAAAGUGUUUGAUGAAAUGGGCGAGAGAGUUCUGUCUCGACUCUCGAGGAUAAAUACAUAGAUUUAUUAGCUGACUUCUUUUGGUCAAACAUGUUUAGGAUUUAUACCCGUGAAGCACAGUGAAGGUAUACACUUCAUGUUAAUUGUUGUUGAAGUAUCAAGUAAGAAUCUGUUGUGUUUCAUGGAGCCGUUGACCCGUUGAUGAGUGGCUUUCGUGAUUAAAUUGCAGAACAUUGUACUUGUAUAUGUUGUUGGCCUGUCACCUUUUAAUCUCGUUGGCUCGUUGACAGAAGUGUUAGCGUUUAGUAAUAGGUCACGAAGUGUUUGGAACCAUGAGUUUGUGGCCCUGUAACUCUGCUUAUGAUCUUACUUAAUAGUAGUAUGCCAUGCUUAUGUAUAUAUAUGCAUUUUUUUGCCUGAGCUCGUUUUCUCGUUACCCCUUGAUAUAUUUUAAACUGUUCCUAUUAAUAAUUCCAUGUCGUUGGAAUUGCUGUGCUGAAUCUUCCCGAAACAUGUUCACACUAACUGUUUGCUUUUGAAGAUUUCGACCCUAUCCUGAACAUGCAUGAGGCCACAUUCUCACUAUAAAAUGCUUCAUCUAAUUUGUAGUGAACAGAAGUCCCCUCUGAAAGUCGCUGCAACAGCAGAUCAGUACUGUAAUAUGAAUUAGAAAUAAUUUCUUAUCUUUAGUUCAACAUCAAAAAGGAUUAUACUCUUACUGCAACUCUGUCAUUAAGUAUAUUCAUAGUACACAGAUUUUAAAUGUUAGUAUUUGUGUGUGUGUGUGUGGGUUGGUUGGGUCCUGGGGGUUAGACUUCGUUAUUAACUUCCAUUUAAAUGCAUAAGCAACUUAUGUUCUCGCACUCCAUUACAUUGAGGCGAGAGAAUGCGCUGUUCUUCCUAUGAACCGGCAUGAGUAAAGUACUAGUGACAUAGUGAGCUGCGUAAACUUCUUAGUAUAGGUGAGAUAUCACGAUGAAAGCAUUACAUUGAGGUGUGAUG
Messenger RNA from Daucus carota subsp. sativus, 3657 nucleotides. RefSeq lists its product as uncharacterized. Gene Ontology annotation, molecular function: protein binding. The record is from RefSeq and is a predicted model, not a curated record. NCBI's taxonomy places the organism in Eukaryota, Viridiplantae, Streptophyta, Magnoliopsida, Apiales, Apiaceae. The coding region runs from base 110 to 1408 and encodes 432 amino acids. The transcript is spliced from 3 exons.